Messenger RNA from Helianthus annuus (common sunflower), 2300 nucleotides. Its product is annotated as pentatricopeptide repeat-containing protein At2g02750. Gene Ontology annotation, biological process: RNA modification. Lineage: Eukaryota; Viridiplantae; Streptophyta; Magnoliopsida; Asterales; Asteraceae. The record is from RefSeq and is a predicted model, not a curated record. Gene Ontology annotation, molecular function: protein binding; RNA binding. Bases 351 to 2210 code for a protein of 619 amino acids. The transcript has a single exon.
CCCCACACUUAGCUGAUGUGGCGACACCCACCAUGAGGGUAGCGUUCGAGCUGGUCAUCUGUUGAAGAGUGUCGAUAACCAAGGACGGUAUUCGCAGAAAAAUAGGUUAGAGAGAAAAUGAGUUUAUUUAAAGGUCAGUGGAAAUAUGAUCUAACAAACUAGGUUGUUUCGUAUCUGACUUUAACCCUUUUGGUCGGAGAUAAUCUAAGUUUAAACGCCAUAUUUUGAUAAGUUGUUACCAAUCACCCUAAAUUCAACUUGCAAAAUUCAAUAUCAAACACUCAAAACGCUAGUUCUCAAAAUCAUUUCAGUCUCUAAUACAAGCCCAGGGUUUCCACAAUCACAACCAAAUGAACACAAAAUUAUCAAAAUUAAUCACAACAGGACUCUACACAGAAGCCCUUUCUCUAUUCUCAAACCUCCAUUUUCACUCACACCCCCUCAACAAUUUCACUUUCCCCUUUCUUCUCAAAGCAUGUUCACACCUGCAACUACUCUCCCAUGGCCAAAUGCUCCACGCCCAUCUCACAAAAACCGGCUUCAAUUCACAUAUCUACACCGCUACAGCCCUUACAGACAUGUACAUGAAGUUUAAAUCCCAGUUUCUAUACAGUGCACUCAAGGUGUUCGACGAAAUUACUGAACCAAAUACCACUUCAAUCAACGUUGUUGUUUCUGGGUUUUGUCAGAAUGGGUGUUACAAGACAGCUUUCGACGUUUUUAAACGGUUUGGUGAAUAUAAACUUAGGCCCGAUUCGGUUACAGUUGCGAGCUUGUUGUCGGGUUGUGACGUUUCGGUUAAAGAUGGCCAGCAGGUUCAUUGCUGGGCUGUUAAGAUUGGCGUUGAAACCGAUAUUUAUGUAGCAACCUCGCUUGUUACAAUGUACUUUAACUGCAAACAGCCUCUGACUGCAUCGGUUGUUUUCGAACGAAUUGGGAGUAAAACCGUAGCGUGCUGUAACGCGUAUGUUACCGGUUUGUUGCAGAAUCGGAUUGUUGCACCCGUGUUUGAAGUAUUUAAACAAAUGCUGCAACGAUCAGCACACGACGUGAAUGCGGUCACGUUUGUUUCUGUGUUAUCUGCUUGUUCGGAUAACAAGAAUUUUAAAUUCGGGCUGCAAGUUCACGCGUUCCUCGUGAAAGUCGAUUUGGUACUCGAUCUCUUAGUCGGAACUGCGCUUUUGGACAUGUAUUCGAAAUGUGGAUAUUGGCAUCGGGCUUAUGACGUGUUUAAAGAACUGCGUGACAUACGGAGUUUAAUCACAUGGAACUCAAUGAUAUCUGGGAUGAUGCUAAACGGUGAAAGCGAAAGCGCUAUCGGUUUGUUCAUGAUGUUAGAAUCUAACGGGCUGAAACCCGAUUCAGCAACGUGGAAUAUCAUGAUAAACGGGCUCUCGAAUGUUGGAAAACCGGAUGAAGCGUUCUUGAUCUUUAGAAAAAUGCAGUCGACCGGAGAACCCGUGAGUGCGAAAUCGUUAACUAGUUUGUUAUCGGCUUGUGCGUCUGUAUCGUCGUUAACAAAUGGUAAAGAGAUCCAUGGUUAUGUUAUUAGAACAAAUAUGAAUAACGAUGACAUUCUUGCCACUGCGGUUAUUAAUAUGUACAUGAAAUGUGGGCGUUCGUCAUGGGCGUUUUCGGUAUUUGACCAGUUUGAGAUAAAACCGAGAGAUCCAGUUAUAUGGAACGCGAUGAUAUCCGGUUAUGGAAGAAACGGGGAGAGUGAAGCGGCUUUUAAUAUGUUUGAGUGGAUGCAAAACGAGAAUGUAAAGCCGAAUUCUACGACGUUUAACUGUAUUUUAUCGGUUUGUAGUCACGCUGGAAAGCUCGAAAAAAGUUUGGAGUUUUUAACGUUGAUGAAACGGUACAAUUUGGUUCCUACUUCUGAGCAUUAUGCGUGUUUGAUAGAUCUUUUGGGUAGAUCCGGUAAGAUAGAUGAAGCGCGGGGACUAUUAUCGACAAUUCCUGAAGUUUCGGGUUCGGUUCUUGAUUCUUUGAUUGGUGCGUGUAAUUUUCAUUCGGAUGUGAAAACGGGUGAAGAGAUGGCUAGGUUACUUGUGGAUUUGGAUCCUGGAAACCCGAUACCGUUUGUGAUUUUGUCGAAUAUUUAUGCGCGUGAGGGUAGGUGGAAAGACGUUGAAGAUUUGAGAGACGAAAUGGAUCGAAAGGGGUUGAAAAAGAGUAGUGGUUUUAGUUCGCUAAGCGUAAGAUAACGCAAAAGUUUUGAAAAGUAGUUUUGUUGUUUAAUAUCAUGAAAAGGUCAUUGUACUGACGCAAAAGUUUCAAAAAGUGGUUUUGUUGUC